AUGCUAAUUACAACAACAACACCAACAACAACAACAACAACAACAACAACAACAACAACAACUACUACUACUACUACUACUACUACUACUACUACUACUACUACUACUACUACUACUACUACUACUACUACUACUGCAACUACUACUACUACUACUACUACUACUACUACUACUACUACUACUACUACUACUACUACUACUACUACUACUACUACUACUACUACUACUACUACUACUACUACUACGGAUAAUAAUAAUAAUAAUAAAGUUAGAUGUAUUAGCACAUCUCUCUUCAAUAUUCUUUAA
Schistosoma guineensis is the source of this 306-nucleotide messenger RNA. Lineage: Eukaryota; Metazoa; Platyhelminthes; Trematoda; Strigeidida; Schistosomatidae. The record is from the annotation of a GenBank genome assembly.